Messenger RNA from Phacochoerus africanus (Common warthog), 2041 nucleotides. RefSeq names its product GATA zinc finger domain containing 2B (gene GATAD2B). Lineage: Eukaryota; Metazoa; Chordata; Mammalia; Artiodactyla; Suidae. Gene Ontology annotation, cellular component: NuRD complex. The transcript is spliced from 11 exons. The coding region runs from base 135 to 1916 and encodes 593 amino acids. Gene Ontology annotation, biological process: negative regulation of transcription by RNA polymerase II. The record is from RefSeq and is a predicted model, not a curated record. Gene Ontology annotation, molecular function: sequence-specific DNA binding; zinc ion binding.
CCCCUCCCCCACCCCCGCCCCAAGUCCCGUCAGCGGGGUCCGGAACCCACUGUGCCGUCGCCUCUUCCUUUUUCGACGCCGCCGCCGCCGCCUGAGGAGGCGAGCUAGCCGGGAGUUACACCGCCACCGCCAGGAUGGAUAGAAUGACAGAGGAUGCUCUUCGCCUGAAUCUGUUGAAGCGGAGCUUGGACCCAGCUGAUGAAAGAGAUGAUGUUCUAGCCAAGCGGCUCAAAAUGGAGGGGCAUGAGGCCAUGGAACGUCUGAAAAUGUUGGCACUGCUCAAACGGAAGGAUUUGGCAAAUCUCGAGGUGCCACAUGAGUUACCCACCAAACAGGAUGGCAGUGGUGUUAAGGGCUAUGAAGAGAAGCUCAAUGGGAAUCUCAGGCCUCAUGGAGACAACAGGACUGCUGGAAGGCCAGGCAAAGAAAAUAUCAAUGAUGAGCCUGUGGAUAUGAGUGCUAGACGGAGUGAGCCAGACCGAGGAAGGCUAACUCCCUCUCCAGACAUCAUUGUUUUGUCUGAUAAUGAGGCUUCCAGUCCCCGUUCCAGCUCCCGAAUGGAAGAAAGACUCAAAGCAGCCAACCUAGAGAUGUUUAAGGGGAAAGGCAUUGAGGAACGGCAGCAGCUCAUCAAGCAGCUGAGGGAUGAGCUGCGAUUGGAAGAAGCCCGACUGGUGCUGUUAAAGAAACUGAGACAGAGUCAGCUACAAAAAGAAAAUGUGGUCCAGAAGACUCCAGUUGUACAGAAUGCAGCAUCUAUUGUGCAGCCAUCUCCUGCCCAUGUGGGACAACAAGGCCUGUCCAAGCUUCCCUCCCGGCCUGGGGCCCAAGGGGUUGAACCUCAGAAUUUGAGAACAUUACAGGGUCACAGUGUCAUCCGUUCAGCGACCAACACCACCCUCCCGCACAUGUUGAUGUCUCAACGUGUGAUUGCACCAAACCCAGCCCAGCUACAGGGUCAGAGGGGCCCACCUAAGCCUGGCCUUGUACGCACUACAACACCCAAUAUGAAUCCUGCUAUCAAUUACCAGCCGCAGUCAAGUUCUUCUGUUCCCUGUCAGCGCACAACAUCCUCUGCCAUCUAUAUGAACCUUGCCUCCCAUAUCCAGCCAGGGACCGUGAACAGAGUGUCCUCACCACUUCCUAGCCCCAGCGCCAUGACUGAUGCUGCCAACUCACAGGCUGCAGCCAAAUUGGCUCUUCGCAAACAGCUGGAAAAGACACUCCUGGAGAUUCCACCCCCUAAACCACCUGCUCCCUUGCUUCAUUUCCUGCCUAGUGCAGCCAAUAGCGAGUUCAUCUACAUGGUAGGCUUGGAAGAAGUUGUACAGAGUGUCAUCGACAGCCAAGGGAAAAGCUGUGCCUCACUUCUGCGGGUCGAACCCUUUGUUUGUGCCCAGUGCCGCACAGAUUUCACCCCUCACUGGAAGCAAGAAAAGAAUGGUAAGAUUCUAUGUGAGCAAUGUAUGACCUCCAACCAGAAGAAAGCUCUAAAGGCAGAACACACCAACAGGCUGAAGAAUGCUUUUGUUAAAGCCCUACAGCAGGAACAGGAAAUCGAACAGCGAUUACAGCAGCAGGCAGCCCUCUCCCCCACUACGGCUCCAGCUGUGUCCAGUGUCAGUAAACAAGAGACCAUAAUGAGACAUCAUACACUUCGGCAGGCUCCACAGCCCCAAAGCAGCCUCCAGCGUGGCAUACCCACAUCUGCCCGUUCCAUGCUUUCCAACUUUGCACAGGCACCCCAGCUGUCUGUGCCAGGUGGCCUCCUUGGUAUGCCAGGUGUCAACAUUGCAUACUUGAACACUGGCAUCGGAGGACACAAAGCCCCCAGUUUGGCAGACCGACAGCGGGAAUACCUUUUAGACAUGAUCCCUCCCCGGUCUAUAUCGCAGUCCAUCAGUGGACAGAAAUAACGCCUGUUCCACUUGUGCUGCCCCAACCUUGAAUCCUUUACCCCUCUCCUCUCCUGUUGCCCCCAACUUCCGUCGCAUGCAGUGCCUGUACUGGUGCCUACCAUACACGGAAAACAAAACAGAAA